This is a messenger RNA of Artibeus jamaicensis (Jamaican fruit-eating bat), 2297 nucleotides long. RefSeq names its product cellular communication network factor 4 (gene CCN4). The transcript has 5 exons. Gene Ontology annotation, biological process: cell adhesion; signal transduction. Lineage: Eukaryota; Metazoa; Chordata; Mammalia; Chiroptera; Phyllostomidae. The record is from RefSeq and is a predicted model, not a curated record. Gene Ontology annotation, cellular component: extracellular region; extracellular matrix. Bases 127 to 1320 code for a protein of 397 amino acids. Gene Ontology annotation, molecular function: integrin binding; heparin binding.
CCGAGGGCUGCGGGAAGAGCUGUAGCCGGUGCUCCUGAUGGGCUGGCCAGUCCCGGCCCAGCAGUCCCGAGAGGUGGUGGGUCUUCUGGGCUGCUCGGUCGAUGCCGUUGCCACUGACUUCCAGGCAUGAGGUGGUUCCUGCCCUGGACGCUGGCAGUAGUGGCCUCAGCAGCUGCUGGCAGCACCCUGGCCACGGCCCUGUCUCUAGCCCCCUCGGCCAUGGCCUUCACCCCGGCGCCCCUGGAGGACACGUCUGCACACCCCCAGUUCUGCAAGUGGCCGUGCGAGUGCCCGCCGUCCCCACCCCGCUGCCCGCUGGGGGUCAGCCUCGUCACCGAUGGCUGCGAGUGCUGUAAGGUGUGCGCCCAGCAGCUCGGGGACAACUGCACAGAGGCCGCCACCUGCGACCCCCACCGGGGCCUCUACUGCGACUACAGCGGGGACCGCCCGAGGUACGCAAUAGGAGUGUGUGCACAGGUGGUCGGCGUGGGCUGCGUCCUGGACGGGGUGCGCUACAGCAAUGGCCAGUCCUUCCAGCCCAACUGCAAGUUCAACUGCACGUGCGUGGAUGGCGCGGUGGGCUGCACGCCGCUGUGCCUCCGAGUGCGCCCCCCACGCCUCUGGUGCCACCACCCACGGCGGGUCAGCUUGCCCGGCCGCUGCUGUGAGCAGUGGGUGUGUGACGACGAGGCCAGGAGGCUGCGCAAGACGGCACCGCGCCACACGGGAGCCCUAGAGUUUCAAGGAUCCAGUGUGCAGGGCGGCGAUGGGGGCGUUGGAGGUGACAGAGCUGGGGACUCACGGGGAACGUGGUCCCCGCUCGCAGUGGCCGAGGGUGAGCCCGAGCCCUGGCACAGGAACUGCGUGGCCUACUCGAGCCCCUGGAGCCCCUGCUCCACCAGCUGCGGCCUGGGCGUCUCCACGCGUGUCUCCAACGCCAAUGCCCACUGCUGGCCUGAGCAGGAGAGGCGCCUCUGCAACCUGCGGCCCUGUGACGUGGACAUCCGUCCACUCAUCAAGGAAGGGAAGAAGUGUCUGGCUGUGUACCAGCCAGAGGUGCCCAUGAACUUCACCCUCGCCGGCUGCGUCAGCACACGUGUCUACCAGCCCAAGUACUGCGGGGUCUGCACGGACAACAGGUGCUGCAUCCCCUACAAGUCCAAGACCAUCAGCGUCUCCUUCCAGUGCCCUGAUGGGCCUGGCUUCUCUCACCAGGUGCUCUGGAUUAAUGCCUGCUUCUGCAACCUGACCUGUCGAAACCCCAAUGACAUCUUUGCUGAUUUGGACUCCUACCCUGACUUCUCAGAAAUCGCCAACUAGCCAGGCACGCAACACAGAAAUCGGGCCUGGCCCAGUCCCGGCAAAGCAGCCAGGCCCCUGAGGCCCCCCAUCGACCCUCCUCUUGUCCACUUCCCAUUCAUUUCUAAUGACCCUGACCCAGACCCGCAGCCCCUUUCCUGUCUCCGACCACCCAGAUGACACACCACGCUGCCACUCAGGCCCAGACUUCGCGCCCCGUUCUUGUCUGCAUUCCACAGGCGCCCGGAGGAAGCGCCUGGCUCCGCCUGUCCUGGACAGCGCCGUGGAGGCCUGAUCGGGCCUGUGCAAGUCACGGGGGCUUCCUCCUGAGUCCUGAAGGGCCGUAUCAGCUGGACAUUGAAUAUCCCUGAUUCCCUCUUGAGAUGCCAACCACGAGACUGUUCAGAUCCAUUCGAAGGAUGGGUGAACUUUAGUUCAAUGGGACAGUCUAGUACUGGGGCCCUGCCGGGAGGCGCUGUGACAGACAGCACUGCCUCUGAGCACAGAGCACCGAAGCACCUCUGGGUCCAAAGAUGUGCAUGUCACAAGGCCACCCAGCACUCACCAAGUGAGGUGAAUGGUUGUUUGCCUUUGAUUCCUCACGAAACACCGUGGCUAUUAGUCCAGGCAUCAUUGAGGCCGAGUUUCUCUCUCCAUUCCUGGACUGAGAAGGAUACACGGGUUCAUUUAGGUCAGAAAUGCAAUCUGAUGAAUUUCGUUCUUGUUCAUGAGAAAGUCCCCAGUCAGCACUGCAGGGCAGAGUGAGGGCAGCCAGCGUCCAGAAGAAGCAAGGACCCUAGCGACAGUGAACGAGCGAGGUCCAGAGUGAAGGCAGCCAGCGUCAGAGGGAGUGAGGACCCUAGUGUGAACCUGCCACUGUCUACCAGGACACCAGGGGUUGGCCGGGCUCCUCAAAUCCAGACCCUCGCCCAGCUUGGGGGCUUAUGGGAAUUGGCGGAGCCCCUGGGAUGGCCUGUCUGACUCCUGAGAGUGAGGUC